Messenger RNA from Fusarium odoratissimum NRRL 54006, 992 nucleotides. RefSeq lists its product as uncharacterized. The coding region runs from base 91 to 927 and encodes 278 amino acids. The record is from RefSeq and is a predicted model, not a curated record. Lineage: Eukaryota; Fungi; Ascomycota; Sordariomycetes; Hypocreales; Nectriaceae. The transcript is spliced from 2 exons.
GAAAUAUCCACUUGGAGCUCAAAUAAUUCUUUCUAGAAUCAUUCUAGUAUCUCAGUUCUUAAUAUUCAUUUACAUUCAACGAUAUAUAAGAUGACAGACAAGAAAGGCCCUGGCAAAGCUGACCAAGAAAUGGAUUGUUCCUCUUCAGCGCCAACAGAGCUUCCUCCUUCAUAUGAUAUCACUCUAUCUCAAUCUGAGUCUCAACAAGAUCAAUUACAAGCCACGGAAGACUUUCCUACUCUGGUUCUUGAUGGCACAAACAUCUACUCCCUAUACGCGCCUAAUCGCAUACUCUAUCAACUUAGCAAUGCACCAUACGACGCCACUCGGAAAAUCUAUGCCAUUGAGAAACUACGAUACCGCAUGACGAAUGGCGGCUCUGAACAAAAGCUAAAACACACUGUCGAUCAUAUCUACGACUUCAGGCACGGCAUCUCGAUAGAGUCAUACAAACAAAUCACUAUCCUGGGACAGACGAGUCGGAAGCGUACUUAUCCCAACAUGAUCAUGCACCGCUGUCUCAAUGGCUGCCACACGAUUUGCGAAGGUGGCCAAGUGAAGCUCACCCCAGACUAUGUACUCAAAGCAGAGUCCCCUCUGAAAGAUCGGCUGAAUCAAGGGAAGAAUAACACCACCACAUGGAAAGACGAGAAGGGAGAGGUGGUUGCCAUUGAGACGAAACUCCAGCGUGAUGAGAAUGGUAGCAUACAAGAGCUUCCAAGGCUUGCCAUCAAGGCUAGGAUUGAAGAGAAGCUGUAUGAUCUGUUGGUCACUUCUUGGUGUGCACAUGUCUGGAAGGAUGCCCAGAAGGAUUUGAAAGAGCCAAUGAGUUGGGAUAAAUUCAAACGGAUUGCAUCGACCAUGCCAAAUAAAUCAGCAGGUAUAUACGGCGGGGCCGGAAUCGGCGGUGCUUCAUUAGGCUUCUAAUCUAUCCGAAAUGCCUUUAUCCAAGAUGUGAUAAUGUGACAGCGAGAUUACAAAAUACGAAAAUC